Tachyglossus aculeatus (Australian echidna) is the source of this 1593-nucleotide messenger RNA. It is a transcript of the gene SMIM12, whose product is annotated as small integral membrane protein 12. The transcript is spliced from 2 exons. NCBI's taxonomy places the organism in Eukaryota, Metazoa, Chordata, Mammalia, Monotremata, Tachyglossidae. The record is from RefSeq and is a predicted model, not a curated record. Bases 45 to 323 code for a protein of 92 amino acids.
GCGAGGCCUGACAGAAGGCGUCGGGCCUUGGCGGAGCAGCCACCAUGUGGCCUGUGUUAUGGACGGCAGUGCGGACUUACGCCCCGUACAUCACCUUUCCCGUGGCCUUUGUGGUGGGAGCUGUGGGCUACCACCUGGAGUGGUUCAUCCGGGGCAAGGAGCCCCAGCCCGUGGAGGAGGAGAAGAGCAUCUCGGAGCGCAGGGAAGACCGCAAGCUGGAGGAACUCCUAGGCAAGGACCUCACCCAAGUGGUGAGCCUCAAGGAGAAGCUGGAAUUCGCUCCCAAAGCCGUCCUGAACAGAAACCGCCCAGAGAAGAGUUAAUGGAGGCUGCCGGGCUCCAUGGGUCCCCCUGGGAGACUGCCUGUCCCAGCUCUGGGCAUGGCCUGCCAUUGCUGCUGCUGUGUUCUGCCAGCCUCCCUGGGCUCACAUUCUAAGGGCCACCCGGGCCCAGAGCCUGCUUCUGGUUCGGUUUGGUUUAGUUCUCCGUUUUCUCGUUCUGGUUUCUCGUCCUCCAGUUUGGAUUUGUGCCCACGGGUCCCUCACUGCCCAAGUCCCUCAGCUAAGCCCCCAUCCCACUCUCUAUGGCACCAGAGAGGAGACCGGGAAGGGUGUCUGCCUGCAGACUGGGUGGUCCUGAGGCUUGGGCUCCUUGUUCUCGGUGGCAUGUUGGGAAUCUCUGAUCGGGCUCCCAGUUCAUGUGGUCCUGCUGCCGAGAGAGGCUUGUGUCUCUGGAGAACCUUCAUCUCCCCAAGUCUUCGCAGGAGGCUCCGGGAUUGUCCCUGUGGUUAUUCCCCAUGCUGAUCGGAACCGGAGCCCAUGUUGGUCCUCAAGGUGGACCCUAAAUGCGUCCUAUUUUGGCCCUGCUAAAUCAUCUGGGAUUUGAAGUCUUCUUGCGAUUCUUGGUUAGGGCCAGGGAUGAGUAGGAUGUUGGCCCAAACCCUUCUGCCCCUCAUUCCCCACAGCUCCAUCCCCUGGCUAACUCCCCACCAUCGCCCUGGGGGAGAACCAUCCUAGAAAGAGGAAAGUUGUCCCAGGCGUGGCUGCGGGAUGGAGGCAUGCUCCCUAUCCACCAUCCUUCAGGUGAAUGGCGAGAAGCGUCCCUGUCAUCCUGUAGCACAAAACCUGAUUAAACUGGAAUUUGAGAAUGGCACCCAAAACCCUUCUCCCCCUGGUAUAUUCUUGCUUUCUCCCGAGCACUGGCCAUGUGAAACCCCUUGAGAAUUUAUGGUUAUUGGGCUGUGGCCCCCUCCUAAUAAUGAUAAUAAUUGCAGUAGUCAUCAAGUGUUUUCUGUAUACCAGGCACAUUACUAGGCACGGGGGUAGAUACAAGAUCAUCAAGUUGGGCACAGGCCCUGUCCCAUAUGGGAAUCACGGUCUAAGGGGAAGGGAGACCCCCUCACUCUCUUGGAGUUUACAAUCUAGCCCAGGAAACAGUUGUUAAAAUGAAUAACUGCUAGGGAGAAGCAAUGGUAUGGAGGCCCUGCCAGCAUACAGCCUGUCUCUGUGGUCAGUCAGACCAUGGUAUUUACUGAGCUCUUAUUCUGUGCAGAGCACUGUACUAAGCACUUGGGAGAGCACAAUACAGCAGAAG